GACCGACUUAUGGGGUUGCUCCUUCAGUCUACCAAUAUUUUUACUGCUGUAAAAAGAGCAAUUGCACUAAAAUCCAGGAGUCAGAACGGCAGUACAAGGAUUUCAAGAGCCAAGCCAACUUAAAACUGAGAAAUAACAAUUAAAAAAGCGCAAUACGAUUUUCAAGAUGUCUGCGGGAGUGGAAAUCAAGAGAAGAUCCAGAGUACCUGGUGUUAUAAUCACACAAUAUGUAGAACAAAUUCCACCUGGAAAAAGCACCCCAGAUUUCAUGAGAAAACCCAUGGCUGUAAACAUUCAGGAAGGUAAAUUGGCAACUUUCAAAGCAGUGGUGUCAGGAGAGCCAAAACCCACCAUCACAUGGGCACGUAAUAAAGGAGAUCUCUCUGAUCCAGAAAAAUACAAUACAAGAUAUGAUGAAAAGGCUGGGGAAUACAUAUUGCAGAUAUUAAAUGUAACAGCUGACCAAGCAGAUACAUACAAAUGUUUUGCUACAAACUCAUUUGGAAGAGCUGUUUGUACAGCUAGUCUUAAGGUUAUCGAAGCUGGAUUCAGGAAAAAUAGGCCAGAUCAAAAUGAACCUGAAGACUUCAGAAAAAUGCUGAAGAAAACUACAGUUGUAAAAAAGGUUAAAGCAAAACCCAAGAAAGAAGGAGAGGUUGACCCAAAGUUUUGGGAGGUGUUAUUGAGUGCUCAGAAGAAAGACUAUGAGCGCGUUUGUCAAGAGUUUGGAAUCACCGAUUACCGAUGGAUGCUGAAAAGACUUAACCAGAUGAAGAAGGAGAGAGAGGAAAAACAGGAGAAGUAUGUUGAAAAGGUUGAAAAUAUGAAACAAAUAGAGGUCAAACCAAAUGGAAAAGCUGAAUUUGAACUUGACAUGAAGCUCAAGAAUCCCAAAAGCAAAAUUUAUCUUUACAAGAAUGGUGAAACACUUGACUAUGGUGAUGGCACUGAUGAUUCCUUCAAACACAAUCUGAAGAAAGUUGGUGAUAAAUACACAUUUACCAUUAAUAAUGUUGGCCCAGAAGAUUCAGGCCUAUAUCAAGUGAAUGUUGAAGAGGCAAACAUGUUUUCAACUGAAUUGGAUAUUGCUGAUGUGGAAUUUGAUAGCAUUCUGAAGGAUGUCACGGUGGUCAAAGGAAAAGAUGCUACAUUUGAUUGUGUAUUAUCUGAUCCUGUGUCAAGAAUUACCUGGUAUGCUAAUGAUGCAUCCAUUGAGCCAGGGGAUAAAUACAACAUAACAGUCUCAGAAGACAUGCUUACUCACAGACUAGUAGUAAAGAACUGUAGACCAGUGGACAAUGGUACCUACACAGUUAUUGCUGGAAUCAAGUCAUCCAAAGCAGCUCUGACUGUGAAAGAUGAUCCAAAUGCCCUCCAGAAAGGCCAAAGAGGUACAGAUAAUGCUGAUAAGUUGGGUAAAGAGCAGGCCAGGAAGCUGCAGGGCACAACACUUAAAACAUCUAGAGGGGCUGGAAGUGGUGGAUCCAGCCUGGGAGAUGGGAUUGGAAGAGAUGGAAUCAUGGGAAGUGGAAGUGGGCAGGAGGGGAAGGGAAGAGGUCAAUUAGGGAAAGAUGGGUUGGGGGAAGAUGGACUACUGGGAGAUGGUUCAGGAAAAGAUGGGCUAUCAGAUGUUGGAUCAGGAAAAGAUGGAUCAGGAAAAGAUGGACUAUCAGAUGUUGGAUCAGGAAAAGAUGGAUCAGGAAAAGAUGGAAUAUCAGAUGUUGGAUCAGGAAAAGAUGGAUCAGGAAAAGGUGGAUCAGGAAAAGAUGGAAUAUCAGAUGCUGAAUCAGGAAAAGAUGGAUCAGGAAAAGAUGGUUUUGAAGUAACUGGACUACAAAAAAAUAGUAGAAGUGGGGAUGGAGCAGGUGGAGACAUGACAGAUGGAGAUGGAACUGGAGACACUAAGUGUAAAAAGCACCCCAGAGUUGGUCAGUUGGUCCCUGACACUAACAGAGAACCAGAAGUCCACUUUGUUAGUGGACUGUCUGAUACUGCUGCAAAUAUUGGAGAAACUGCAGAAUUAUCUUGCACACUCAGCAGUAAGGACUGUGUUGGAAUUUGGUACAAAGAUGGUCAAAAGUUGGAAUCUAUGAAUGGGAUUACAAUUUCCAAAGAGGGGGCCAUUCACAAACUAAUAAUGAAGAAUUGUCAGGGGGAUAAUGCAGGGGUAUAUAGAUUUGAAGCAGAGGGACGUAAAUCAGAGGCCACGUUAAUUAUUAAAGAGCCACCAAAAAUAGAUGCAGAUGCCAUGGGUAAGUUUUCAGAAGCUGUCAUCAUAAGAGCUGGUGAAAAUGCCAUUUUCAAGCUUCCAUUCUCAGGAAAGGAACCAAUCAGAGUGCAAUGGUUCAAAGAUGAAAUGGAGCUUUUGGAAGGCCCUGGUGUCAGGAUUGAGCGUUCCUCAACUCAGAGCCGGCUACUUCUCAAUAAAUGUCAGCGUAAAGACAGUGGAGAAGUCAAAAUCAAACUUAAGAACGAAUUUGCCACCACGGAGGCUACAUCUAAACUUGUUGUUCUUGACAAACCAACUCCACCACAAGGGCCUGUAGAUCUGGUAGAAAGUUCAUUGUCUGCUAUUGAAUUUAAAUGGAGGCCUCCAAAAGAUGAUGGGGGCUGUCCUGUGACCAACUAUAUCCUUGAGCGUCAGCAGGUGGGACGUAACACCUGGACUAAAAUUGGAGACAUCCCUGGACAACCUGCCUACAGAGAUACAGCUAUUGACCGUGGCAGGAAGUACUGCUACAGGAUAAGAGCCAAGAAUUCAGAAGGCAUUAGUGACAUCAUGGAAACUAAUGAUAUUGCAGCCGGCACAUUAGCUCUCCCUGGUCAGCCUGCUUCUCCAAAGGUGGUCAGUGCUUUCAAGGACUGCAUUAAUCUAGCAUGGGUCCUGCCAACAAACGCCGGUGGGGGAAGUAUUAUAGGCUAUAAUCUGGAAAAACGCAAAAAGGGCAGUAACCUUUGGAGUCAAGUGAACCCUCCAGAUGAGCCAAUUAGAGAGAAAAAGUAUGCAGUGACGGAUGUGAUGGAAGGAGCCGAGUAUGAAUUCAGAGUGAUUGCAAUUAACACAUGUGGUCCUGGAGAACCAAGUGGGCCCUCUGACUGUGUAUUUGCAAGAGACCCCCAGAAGCCUCCAGGGAAGGUUAAAGAUCUCAAAGUAACUGACUCUAGUUACCACACUUUGUGCCUGGCUUGGACUAAACCAAAUGUGAUGAAAGGAGUGGAAGAUGACGUGAAAGGAUACUUUGUGGAAAUCAGACCUACAGACCAAAUCGAGUGGAGCCGCUGCAAUACGAAUGCCAUUGUCCAGACCUCUUUCACUGUAACAGGUCUGAAGUCCUUGGCCAUGUACUGGGUAAGAGUGAUUGCAACCAAUGAAGGAGGAGAGGGACAUCCACAAGAGAUUGACAAAUACAUCAUUGCCAUGCCUCCACCUGUGAAACCAAAAUUCACUGAUCGCAAGAUGAAAAAUUUCAUGGUUGUGAAAGCUGGAAACACAGUCCGGGCCACUAUAUGCUUUGAGGCUUCCCCUUUACCAGAUAUCACUUGGCUGAAGGAUAAUAUGCCUCUGGCUAAACAUGUGACAAUUACUAAUUCUGAGAAAGUUUCCCAGCUGCUCAUUCCAACAUCCGAUCGAUCAGACAGUGGCAUCUACACUAUCAUUGUCAAAAAUAUAGUUGGCCAGGAAACCUUCAGUGUAGAAAUUAGAAUCACUGAUGAGCCCAAGCCUCCGGGUGCAGUGCAACUAGAGCAGAAUGUUGAGGGAACAUUAACUCUCAACUGGACUCCAUCUCCUGAUGAGAAACGAGAUGACCGACUCCACUACAUGGUGAUGCAACGAGACUCUGUAAAACGGACCUGGUGGACAGUAGCAGAUCACCUCUUCAACCACAGAUUUACCACCGUUAUUGUGCAGGGGAGAGAGUAUUACUUCCGUGUAUAUGCAAAAAAUGAUAUGGGGUUGUCUGAACCAUCUGAGUCUCCAACAUGGGGAGCUGUUAAAAAGAAAGGUAAAUUAAUAAUAAACCAAACAGAACGAAAGAACUUGAAUUUUCAAUCAGCCCCCAGAUUCACAGUGCCUUUGAAACUGCACAUAGCCCCGAAGGGCUAUGAGUGCUAUAUGAGUUGUGCUGUGAGUGGCAAUCCCACCCCUCACAUUACCUGGUAUCACAACAAUGUUAGCCUUAACACAAAUACCAAUUACCUCAUAUCCAACACAUGUGGGGUCUGCUCCAUGCUCAUCCUGAUGGUGGGUCCCAAAGACACAGGAGACUACAAAGUUGUGGCAGAGAACCCUCUCGGCCAGGCUGAGACUUCUACUAAGCUCACAGUCAGAGAAUGAAAUCAUCUGUUGCAACAUGGACAACAAAAGCUAGAGCACCUGGAUCAAAGCAAGCUGUACUCAAUAUUAGUGGUGGUAUAUUACACCUUCCUUUGGAGAAAAAUUAUUUUGAAAAAAUUCUAUGAGUCUGAAUAAAUUGAGUGCUAUAAGUACUGAAAUCAGGCAUGCUGUAGUGGAAUAUUCAACAAUACAAUAAACAUUCAGUCAAACUGAUAUUACCUAAAAUAAAGUAAUCUACUAAUUGUUAUUUGAAUGAUAUGUGGCAAUGUCUCUGUCAGACUUGAAGACUUGUUUUCUGGAAUGCCCAUGUCUUUUUGUUUUAUUAUGAAUAAUAAGCUGAAUAAAAAUACACUGCUGCCAAUAA
Molecule: messenger RNA, 4700 nt
Organism: Ictalurus punctatus (channel catfish)
Lineage: Eukaryota; Metazoa; Chordata; Actinopteri; Siluriformes; Ictaluridae
Product: immunoglobulin-like and fibronectin type III domain-containing protein 1
Exons: 24
Coding region: 167-4336 (1389 amino acids)
Molecular function (GO): protein binding
Source: RefSeq, a predicted model, not a curated record